AUGUAUAGCCAUCUUAUAGAGCAACAUUCAUCUAUGGUGCUGGAGAUCAACACUGUGCACAAGAGGAAUGUUAUUGACAAACGGGAAGGGGCUCAUGUGUUUUACGUAGGUGGAGAAUUGUUCAGAUUUAACAUCAAAGGAUCCGAACAGUCGCCCUCGUAUAAGUUUUCGAUGUCUCACUUAGGGAUGGUUGAAGGGGAGCCGAAGUAUUGCUAUAACUUACAAAUUUUAGAUCAGUCGGAGUUGGGGCUCCAAUUCAGCAUUACGCAACCGUGUCAAUGUUUGUCAAAUAGGGGUAACUCCAAUGCCUUGAGCAUUCCGUAUGAAAUGUUGAGGCCUUUUGUUGGUGAGACGUCUUACUUCAACUAUAAAAUAAAUAUUGUGAAAAUACAAGUCACCAAUUGA
This is a messenger RNA of Acanthoscelides obtectus, 405 nucleotides long. The record is from the annotation of a GenBank genome assembly. NCBI's taxonomy places the organism in Eukaryota, Metazoa, Arthropoda, Insecta, Coleoptera, Chrysomelidae.